Aricia agestis (brown argus) is the source of this 1247-nucleotide messenger RNA. RefSeq names its product voltage-dependent anion-selective channel-like. Gene Ontology annotation, biological process: monoatomic anion transmembrane transport. NCBI's taxonomy places the organism in Eukaryota, Metazoa, Arthropoda, Insecta, Lepidoptera, Lycaenidae. Bases 133 to 981 code for a protein of 282 amino acids. Gene Ontology annotation, cellular component: mitochondrial outer membrane. The transcript is spliced from 6 exons. The record is from RefSeq and is a predicted model, not a curated record. Gene Ontology annotation, molecular function: voltage-gated monoatomic anion channel activity.
GGAGCCACCUAGCGGAAGUUUUUCUAACUAGAUUUGUCUUGUGGUUGGUUUCUCGAGGUGUAGUUCUUGUCAGAAUUUCCCUGAAUUUUAUCGAAUCUAAGUAGAUUUAGUCGAAUUACAUAUCCCACAAAAAUGGCCCCACCAUACUAUGCUGAUCUCGGAAAGAAGGCCAAUGAUGUCUUCUCUAAGGGCUACCACUUCGGUGUGUUCAAACUUGAUCUCAAGACCAAGAGCGAGUCUGGUGUUGAAUUCAACAGUGGAAUUACCUCCAACCAAGAAAGCGGCAAGGUAUUUGGCACCUUGUCUUCCAAAUAUGCCGUGAAAGACUACGGACUUACGUUCACAGAGAAGUGGAACACAGACAACACUCUGGCCACUGAUAUCACCAUCCAGGACAAAAUUGCAGCUGGACUGAAAGUAACCCUGGAGGGAACCUUUGCACCACAGACAGGAAGCAAAUCUGGCAAGCUAAAGACGUCUUUCGCCAACGACAUCAUCGCUUUGAACACCAACGUCAAUUUGGACUUAGCCGGCCCCGUAGUAGACAUCGCUGCUGUGCUCAGCUACCAGGGCUGGUUGGCUGGUGCCCAGACGCAACUGGAUACACAGAAGGCCAAGUUCUCCAAGAACAACAUCUCCCUGGGCUACCAGACCCAUGACUUUGUUCUGCACACCCACAUUGACAACGGCAAGGACUGCUCCGGUACGAUAUACCAGAAGGUGUCGGACAAGCUGGACUGCGGUGUCAACAUGAAGUGGUCGUCGGGCUCCAGCGACACGCAGUUCGGAGUCGGCGCCAAGUACGCCCUGGACGGGGACGCCUCCCUGCACGCUAAAAUCAACAACAAAUCCCUUAUCGGUCUCGGUUACCAACAAAAGCUGCGUGACGGUGUGACCCUGACGCUAUCUGCGGCCAUCGACGGCCAGAACUUCAACGCCGGCGGCCACAAGGUCGGUCUGGCUCUGGAGCUCGAACCCUAAGCAUUUAACCGCGAAGGCUUUCUAGUAUAAUAGUUGACACAGCCAGAAACUGUUAUCGGAGAGCGUAGAACAGUUCAAGCUUACAGUAUUCUAUCGGAGAAUAUUUUCUUGAAGUUGUGACGUCAUUUUCCUAAUAGCCGUAGCAUCCGUCACGCAUUCACACUCUGUAAUUCAUUUGAACUAUCUAUUUACAGUCCGUGUAACGUCUUGUAAAUAAUUUGAUGUGUAAUUAACUGAUUGAAUGAGAAUAUAAUAGUCUGUUGGAA